CCAGUCCAGCAGGUGUCAGUGUUUCUGCUUGAGGGUUCGUAUAUGUAUAUAAAGAAGAACACGUUCUCCAUGUGACAGUUUUUAUCAUAGACAGUUAAAGACAGAACUUGAUCUGAUUAAUAAGGAGCUGCUGGAUCUGUAUUAAACGAAGGAUGAAUCUAUCAGAGAGUUCAGUCAAAGCCAGCGAGUCUCCAGCGCUUCAGUCUGAUGUGUCUCAGCUGAAGAUCGGGUUCAUCGGAGCGGGAAACAUGGCGUUUGGAAUAGCGCAGGGCAUCAUCGCGUCAGGGAAGGUUCCACCCAGUAAUAUAAUUACUAGCGCUCCAUCCAUGAACAACCUUCCUCGCUUUCAGGAGAGAGGUGUUUGUGUCACUCACUCCAAUGACGAGGUUGUCGAUCGCUCUCGGUUGGUCUUCCUGGCCGUCAAACCUCACCUCAUCCCGAAGGUGCUGAAUGGAAUCUCCGGGAAUGUCACUCAGGAACACAUCAUCGUUUCCAUGGCAGCCGGAAUCACUCUAGAAACACUUGAGGGGCUGUUGCCUGCUGGGACGCGUGUGAUUCGUAUAAUGCCGAAUCUUCCCUGCAUGCUCCUGGAGGGGGCGCUGCUCCUCGCCUGCGGCUCGUGUGCUGGACAGAUGGAUGAGACUCUGCUGAAGGCCCUGCUGGGCCCCUGUGGGUUGGUGGAGGCGGGGCCUGAACACUGGAUCGACGCCCACGUGGGCUUGAGUGGCAGCGGCGUCGCAUUCGUGUAUGUGUUUGCGGAGGCAUUGGCGGACGGUGCUGUUAAAAUGGGGAUGCCCAGCGCUCUGGCUCGACGCAUCGCAGCACAGACAAUACUGGGUGCUGGCGUGUUACUGCGUGAUUCCGGGAAGUUCCCCGCGGAGCUGAAGGCCGAGGUUUGCACACCGGGAGGAACCACGAUUCACGGGAUCCACGCGCUGGAGAAGGGAGGCUUCAGAGCCGCUACGAUGGGAGCCGUAGAGGCGGCGACCGAAAGAGCAAGAGAACUCGGAAAGAAGUAGAGUUUAAAUCACAUUUAGAGACUUUAUGAUACUUGAGGGACUAUUCACUUAACACCUUAAAGUCUUACUUUAUGCUCCAAGCAUAUCCAGUACUCAGUGUUUCUGAAUGUAAUGAUAACGGUUUGAAAGGUGCUUCUUAAAGUACAAAUGAAUGAUAAUUUCUUGCGUAUUCUAAGGGAACUAUAUACAUACAGACAAUGAAAUCCAUGUUAGCUAUUACACGUCUGUGUGAUUUUUACAGUACUUGAAAAACCACUGGGAUUCAGAAACUGAUGCAACUCUUAAAUGGUGACCUUUUUACACGAUAAGAAUGUGCUAGAUGUAUUCACUUUAUUUUCUGCACAUGAACUGUGUUUAUUUUGUCCACACAGAUUUAAAGGAUGUGAAAAAAGCAUAUUAAAUGUUUAAUAAAUGAAUCUCUAAUGAA
Messenger RNA from Carassius gibelio (silver crucian carp), 1446 nucleotides. It is a transcript of the gene pycr3, whose product is annotated as pyrroline-5-carboxylate reductase 3. Gene Ontology annotation, molecular function: pyrroline-5-carboxylate reductase activity. NCBI's taxonomy places the organism in Eukaryota, Metazoa, Chordata, Actinopteri, Cypriniformes, Cyprinidae. The record is from RefSeq and is a predicted model, not a curated record. Gene Ontology annotation, biological process: L-proline biosynthetic process. Bases 153 to 1019 code for a protein of 288 amino acids. The transcript has 7 exons.